Molecule: messenger RNA, 963 nt
Organism: Clonostachys solani
Lineage: Eukaryota; Fungi; Ascomycota; Sordariomycetes; Hypocreales; Bionectriaceae
Source: the annotation of a GenBank genome assembly
AUGGCUCCUACGGUACCUCAAACGUUCUUCAACCUGGCCUCAGUUCAAGCCGUGUUCGACUUUGACAAGAACGCGCUCUUUGGUCCCUCCACGACGGGCAAUGUCCCCACCAACUGGAAGACAUUUGAAGAUCAGCCCAUCUCAGCCCGCUCACUGGUUGACGUCUUCGCCAAUAGAGCCCCUGUCAUUCGAGUAAAAGAGUUUCUAACUUCUGAUGAGUGCGAGCGGUUGCUGCAGGUAGUUCGCACACAUAAACUGGGCGCCUACGAUACUGAGAAUACGUGGCCAAGAGUUGGGAUAUCUGGUAUCACACAAUAUGACCACAUUCAAGGCAAGUCAAUGAUACAGGGCUUAUACGCCAGACCUUUAGACAAAAAUCUUUACUUCGACAGUGUCCGCGAAGCACGCUCACUGCAGGAGCGCUGGAAGACGGAGGCUGGAGUGGAUGUCAUCGAGCGUGUCAUUGACCGACUUCGAUCCGUCAGCGGAAUGACUGUCCGUGUCGCCAGUGAAGAUGACAGAGAGUACUUUGCCGGCAUUCUUCGUGCCGUCGACCGUGGAAUCGGCGUCCAUGCAGAUUGUGCGAUUUAUGAAGCGGCUGGCUGGAACAUUAGCGAGUGUGCGGCGCAGUUGACUUGGAACAUCCUCCUCAACAAAGUCCCCGGCGGAGACACCAUCGUGUACGAUCGCCAGUGGCUGGCCCCCGACGACGACAUUGCCUGGCGGAAAGAGUUUCCCCGAGACUCCUAUCACCCUCAGAUGCUCCAGGGCCACCCUUUUAAAGCCAUGGAGGCCGUGCCUGGUGACUUGACCUUUUUUAAUCCACGAAACUUUCACGAAGUCAAGGCUUGCGACGUCUCUCGUGACCAUCCGAAGCCCGAUAUUCGCUUCACUGUUAGCUCCUUUGUAGGUUACUUGCCUGGCAACUCAUCGAGACCAGACACAAUUGUUCUGUGGUCAUGA